Molecule: messenger RNA, 2463 nt
Organism: Lates calcarifer (barramundi perch)
Lineage: Eukaryota; Metazoa; Chordata; Actinopteri; Centropomidae
Gene: synprb
Product: synaptoporin b
Exons: 5
Coding region: 361-1281 (306 amino acids)
Cellular component (GO): synaptic vesicle membrane; synaptic vesicle
Source: RefSeq, a predicted model, not a curated record
UUAUUUAGAAAAGUAUAUUUUGAGAGCAAUGUUGUCAUGCUCUUAUAUCUAAUAAUAACAACUGUGUGGACACAAAGAGAAUGAAUCUGCUAUUCAGAGCAAUACAAAUAUAAACAACACAUUGGACAUUUUUUUUUACUUCAUUUAGGUAUUUACAGUUUAUUGUGGUGUUUUGCAAAUAAAUAUAGAGUCAGGGAAGAUCUCAGACUCCUCCUUAGGGAAGAUAUUUCCUGUCAGCCCUACCCUCUGCUGGAAGAGUCACUCUCUUCUUUUUCCCGUCAACAUCAGCAGCAUUUCAACCCCGGUGACAAAAGCUGUCGACAACUGUGCGGAGUGGAACGCGAGCUCUGUGAUUUUUAAAUGUGUAUGGUCAUAUUUGCUCCGAUUUUUGCCAUCUGUGCUUUUGCAACAUGUGGAGGAUACUAUGGUCACCUCCAGGUUAAAGUGGACUGCAGUGCAGACAGGAGGCAGAGUAACCUCAGCAUCAACAUUGAUUUCAGUUAUCCUUUCAGAUUACAACAAGUGCAUUUCAAAGCUCCCCUGUGUGAGUUGAAAAGAGAGGAGAUUCUUUUCCUGGAUGGUGACUAUUCUUCAGCUGCUCAGUUUUUCGUGACUGUUGGUGUUUUUGCUUUCCUGUACUCUCUGCUGGCAACCAUUGUGUACGUCUUCUACCAGAACAAGUACCUGAAGAACAACAGAGGCCCUCUUGUGGAUUUUGUUGUUACAGUCAUCUUCUCCUUCAUGUGGCUGGUCAGCAGUUGCUGUUGGGCCAAAGCUCUUUCUGAUAUCAAGACGGCCACAAACCCAACACAGGUGCUUCUGCUCAUCUCAGCCUGCAGAGCACAGGAAAACAAAUGCACAGCUACCCAGGAGCCUCUCUGGUCACGUCUCAAUACAUCUGCGGUUUUUGGUUUUGUUAAUGUAGUCCUCUGGGUUGGAAAUAUCUGGUUUGUCUUCAAGGAGACAGGCUGGUACAAGACAGGUCAGAGAUACCCAACCAGGAGCGCUUCCGGGAAACGUUCCAGUGAAAUGCGACAGCGGCUCUACAGCGAGAGCAGCUUCGACCAGCCAGACGACAAUUUUGGCCCACAGCCCUCCAGACAAGACAGUUUCAAUCAGUCGAAGGGGGAUUUUGGUCAGCAGGUCCAAAGACAACUGAGUCUCAACCAGUCACAAGUCAGCUUUAGCUUACCACAGACAUAUCUUGGUAAACCAGUAGUUUAUGACAGGGAGAACAAAGUAGUUUCUCAAGGGCCGAUGAUAUUUGUCAAUGAGAUGUGAUUUUAACUUGGUGUAGCUGUGCACAGUGAACAGAAUAAAAAAUGUGUUAUUGUUAUUUUCAAUCUGAUUAUUAAGUGAAUAUAAAAUGAAAACACAGACAGCAUCUAUUUGAUAAACAUAGUGUUCAUCAUGUAAUAGAUUUUUUUGUUUAUUCCCUCUGAAUAAAUUGAUGUACGUGGAGCUUAUGGUCCCUGAUGAUGCAAGUUGUGCUACAGUAUGAAAUGAAGUAAUUUAAAGUCAUACAGAUGAUUACUUAAGGCUACAAAGAAGAUUUUAUUUGCAUUUUUUGUUUGUUUAUUUUUGGAAGUUGCUCUUUGGCAACAAGCAGAUAUUGCUGUGGACUUUUUGCUCUGUAUAUCUCAGUGAUCAUUUGAGAGUUAAGUAUAUAAAAAAAUAAGUAAGUAAUAAUAAGUUGACGUAAAAUUUGGUCAGUGGGUAUCUUGUGUUUUUGGUGCUAGUCCACCAUAGUUUUGCCAUUUGCUAUCCAAUUCACUAUGUUAAAUAUACAAUUUACUCAAAUCAUGUGCUGCAGUAGCACUGCAGGUUGGAUUGCUCUAAAAAACGACCACAUAUUUCUCUUUUUUACCCCAGAAAAGCAUUAAAAUUUCUGAAGGAACCAGAGCUUUAGCUAAUUACACUUAAUUUAACUUACAUGUUAACAUUUUUACCUGUAAAUGGAAAACAUUUUUCUCUUUCCCUUAUUUAGUCAAAAGGUUUUUAUGAAGAAGCACUGCAUACUUUAUUCCAUAUGUUCAGUGGGAAAAUAUGUGCAGUGUAAGUGCAGAAAUAUACCUAAUGAAUGUGCUAGAAUUCUCUCUAUAAAUAUUUAAUGUUUGAUUGUAUCUUUUAUUCCCUUUAUCAUUAUUGAUGGAUUUCCUGUUAUUCUAAUCAACAUUGUACCCCACUGUCUUUGUUUGUACUUUCUUUUUUAAAUGAAUAUUGAUUUCAAAUGGAUAAUGGAUGCUGUGUCAGUGGAACCUUAAACAUGUUUUUUUAUUAUUAUUAUUAUUUGUAUGUAUUUAUGUGUAAAUACAUGUAUAGUCAUAUUUUAUUAUACUGAGGAAUUCUCCUCAGACAGAAUAUGUUUCAAUAUUAAACUAAGAUGGAUGUGGAAUAUGUUGAAGUGCUCUUGUUGUAUAUAUAAUUCAUCUCAAUCAUUAAAGCUGUACUGUAAUUUCACAA